AUGAGUGCACUUAUCCUUUCAUAUCCAAAAUAGCAAGCCAUGUACAAUCCUGAAAAGCCAGCCAUACUGCUUGAAGGAAAUACUCAAUAAUCCAAUAAAGAAGUCAAAUAAUCGCAUUAACUAAAUGUGGUUGAUAGACUAUAUUAAUAAGAUGAAAAAAAGAAGACUAAAAUCAAAUUAUUAUAACAAGAAAAAGAUAGUUCCCUGACUCCUAAAUAGAAAUCAUAUGUCAAUAAACAGUCACAGAAACUUUUAAAUAAUUUGCAGUUAAAGCCAUUCUUGCAACGAUAGGAGGAAGUAUGGUAAGAGAAAAGGAUGAAAGAGGAAUUUUAAAAACUAUUAGUAGUUCAAGAGGAAGAACAAAUACAAAAAAACAUAAUCAUUCCUACAAGAUCUCUUUCUUAGUUUAUAAAGGAUUCCUAAAAUUGGGUUUAGUAUAAAGAAUAGAAAAAAUAACAUCUCCUUGAAGAAAGAAAAAUCCAAAAUGAACACUCAUUUAAACCUGCAUUAAAUCCAAAAUCGUUGCAGAUUGCAGAAGAAAAAAUGAAAAAAAGUGGUUUAAACUAAGUUGAUUAAAAGGAUCGAUUAUCUAUGCCUAAAAGAGACAGCAUACCUAACUAAAAGGAAAAUUACAAUCAUAGUCCUUGUAUAAAUCCAAAAUCAAGGAUGAUAGUAGAAAAAAACAAAUAACAAAGAAGCAAGUCUCCUUGGAAUCGGAAAUGA
Messenger RNA from Paramecium tetraurelia, 723 nucleotides. RefSeq lists its product as uncharacterized. The record is from RefSeq and is a predicted model, not a curated record. The transcript has a single exon. NCBI's taxonomy places the organism in Eukaryota, Ciliophora, Oligohymenophorea, Peniculida, Parameciidae.